AUGAGAAUCUCAGAGAAGCAGAAGUGGUAUCACCACACCGAGGGGUCCCCUCUUGCGCAGGUCCCCCAGAAGCUGGCUGCGAAUAAUCUGCCUGACUGCUCCAUCUACAAGCAAGCAAAUGAACAGAUGCCCUUAUACGGCCAGACUUCCUAUAAACCUGACAGCGCAGUGUAUGCAUUGCGUAUGGGUCCUGGCGCUGAGUCACAUUCCUCCGCAUCCGAACCAUUAUCUCAAGUGACAAAUGAUCGAAUUCCUCCAUCUCCAAUAUGGAACUUGGAGUUCACAGCUGGAGUGUGCCAGCUUUUUCAGACGGGAGGAAUGCUGAGUGUCAAGGGGUCAGGAUCAAUCCGGUGUGAGUUGAUGAGGCAGGAAGGUGGGGAGGAAUGCGAGGAAUGUCCCUGUUUGUGUAGGACUCCAUUCAGCUCAUUGGCGAGCCGGGGCCGCCCGGAGCGUAUAAAAGCGGCCGGCCGCCCGCCUCGGCCUCACACAACAACUCUUCCCGCUGAGAGGAGGCAGCCAGCGCAACUCCAACCCCGGCGACCGACCGCCUCCGCACGACGGCAGCCGCCCCGGCCGACAGCUCCCACACCUCCGCCCGGCCCGUGCCAGUGUGCGGCCGCGCCGGCGCCGCGCUGCCCCGCCGGCGUCAGCCUCGUGCUGGACGGCUGCGGCUGCUGCCGCGUGUGCGCCAAGCAGCUGGGCGAGCUGUGCACCGAGCGCGACCCCUGCGACCCGCACAAGGGGCUCUUCUGCGACUUCGGCUCUCCGGCCAACCGCAAGAUCGGCGUGUGCACCGCCAAAGAUGGUGCCCCCUGCGUCUUCGGAGGCACCGUGUACCGGAGCGGCGAGUCCUUCCAGAGCAGCUGCAAAUACCAGUGCACUUGCCUGGACGGGGCGGUGGGCUGCGUGCCCCUGUGCAGCAUGGACGUCCGCCUGCCCAGCCCUGACUGCCCCUUCCCGCGGAGGGUCAAGUUGCCUGGGAAAUGCUGCGAGGAGUGGGUGUGCGACGAGCCCAAGGACCACACCGUGGUUGGCCCUGCCCUCGCUGCUUACCGACUGGAAGACACAUUUGGCCCAGACCCAACUAUGAUUCAGGCCAACUGCCUGGUCCAGACCACAGAGUGGAGCGCCUGUUCCAAGACCUGUGGGAUGGGCAUCUCCACCCGGGUGACCAAUGACAACGCCUUCUGCAGGCUGGAGAAGCAGAGCCGCCUGUGCAUGGUCAGGCCUUGCGAAGCCGACCUGGAAGAGAACAUCAAGAAGGGCAAAAAGUGCAUCCUUACCUCCAAAAUCUCCAAGCCUGUCAAGUUUGAGCUUUCUGGCUGUACCAGCUUGAAGACCUACCGGGCUAAGUUCUGUGGGUUGUGCACAGACGGCCGGUGCUGCACCCCACACAGAACCAAGACUCUGCCUGUGGAGUUCAAGUGCCCCGACGGGGAGCUCAUGAAGAAGAGCAUGAUGUUCAUCAAGACCUGUGCCUGCCAUUACAACUGUCCUGGAGACAACGACAUCUUCGAGUCCCUGUACUACAGGAAGAUGUAUGGAGACAUGGCCUAAAGCCAGAGAGCGUGAGAGACAUGAACUCCUGAGGCUAUAACUUGAACUGAUUCACAUCUCAUUUUUGUAUAAACAUGAUUGCAGUAGUACAAGUUAUUUAAAUCAGUUUUUCUAACCGGGGCAAAGAAACAGUCCCACCAAAUCCCAAAUAUCGUGCCAUGUGACAUUCAAACAAAAUAGUCUUUACCAACUCAGACACUGGUUUGAAGAACGUUAAGACUUGACCGGGGAGGGGGCGGGGGACUACCUUAGCACAGAGCACCGGAAUGUAGACUAAGGUGGGGCUUGAACAGUGAGAAGGCACCUGUAGAAAUGAUUGUCACCUUAAAGUAGUUUGGGCCUGCUCUUUGGAGUGUGAUUGAGAAGGAAAAUUUUAGCACACUCACUGGCCUGUCUGUAAUUCCAGCAACAGCCAGGAUGUGCAUCCUUCAGCCUUUCCGAGGCUGGGUCAAGUUCUUCUUUAAGUCAGAACAGCAGAUUCAGCUCUGACAUUCUGAUUUGAAUGACACUGUUCAGGAAUCAGAAUCCUGUCUCUUAGACUGGACAGCUUGGGGCAAGCUACUUUGCCUGUGACAAGCCAGAUUUUUUUUUUUUUUGGAUACUGUAAAUAUUGUGUGUGUGUAUAUAUAUAUAUUUGUACAGUUAUCUAAGUUAAUUUAAAGUUGUCUGUGCCUUUUUGUUUAUGUUUUGAUGCUUUGAUAUUUCAAAUGUUAGCCUCAAUUCUGAACACCCUAGGUAGAACGGAAAGCUUGUCUGAUCAUUCAAAGCAUGAAAUGGAUAUUCAAAUGGAAAUUCUGCUCAGACGGAUUAGUCCCAUCAAAACAGAUUGUUUACUGAAUAUGAGGCAGUGAUGUGCUUGGAAGUCUGAUUUGUCAGUUGGAAAUACGGUAGCCUCAUUUUAACAAAUAAAUGGGCUUUAUUACUGAAUCAGUGGCUCUGUAUAGCUGAUCAGUUUUUCCACACGGAAGGAAGCAUUUGUUUCUACUUUGACUACGACUGUUUUUUGGACAGUUUAUUUGUUGAGAAUGUGACCAAAAGUUACAUGUUUGCACCUUUCUAGUUGAAAAUAAAGUAUAUAUUUUUUCUAUAAAA
Molecule: messenger RNA, 2649 nt
Organism: Suricata suricatta (meerkat)
Lineage: Eukaryota; Metazoa; Chordata; Mammalia; Carnivora; Herpestidae
Gene: CCN2
Product: cellular communication network factor 2
Exons: 9
Coding region: 1-1557 (518 amino acids)
Biological process (GO): signal transduction; cell adhesion
Cellular component (GO): extracellular matrix; extracellular region
Molecular function (GO): integrin binding; heparin binding
Source: RefSeq, a predicted model, not a curated record